AGAAGGGGGGGGGCGCUGUGGUCGCCGUCAGUGGGCAGCGAAGACGCGGCAUGCCCCCGGCAGGGGAGAGCGGGCUGCCCUCAGCCGGACCAUGGGGACCCGCGCGCUGACAAUGCCUGGGUGAGAGGAGCAGCGCCAGCCACCCCGCCACCUCCACCAUCACCUCCUGCACUCAGCUUCACCACCGGCCACCAGCACCAACCUCCUUCGCCUCCUCUCUCUCUCUCUCUCUCUCUCUCUCUCUCUCUCUCUCUGCAUUAUUGUUUCCCACUCUACAGAAAAUGGGGUCUGCUGAUGAUUAGGUCGGAAGCAAGUCAGAUUUUCCUCCAAAGCCUGGUAAUAUUUCUGUGGGCAAAAGAAGAGAGAAAAAAGAGAGGAAGAGAGUGAGAGAGGGAGAGAGAGAGAGAGAGAGAGAGAGAGAGGAGAGAGAGAAGAAACGGGAGGAGGGGAUAAGGAAAUUAAACCCUUUAAGUCAAUGCAUAUUGUGGUGACACCGGCACAGGAGCCCUCACGGUGGAGUCGGCCAGGGCUGUGCGUUCCCAAAAUAUGACCAGGGGUGCUUGGAUGUGUCGGCAGUAUGACGACGGCUUAAAAAUCUGGUUGGCAGCACCCCGGGAGAACGAGAAACCGUUCACCGACUCAGAGAGGGCUCAGAAAUGGCGACUGUCUCUGGCAUCUCUCUUGUUUUUCACAGUCCUGCUCUCUGAUCACUUGUGGUUCUGCGCCGAGGCCAAACUGACUCGGACCCGGGACAAGGAGCAUCAGCAGCAGCAGCAGCAACAGCAGCAGCGGCAGCAGCAGCAGCAGAGGCAGCGGCAGCAGCAGCAGCAGCAGCAGCAGCGGCACCGGCAGCAGGAGCCCUCCUGGCCGGCGCUCCUGGCGAGCAUGGGGGAGUCCUCGCCCGCCGCCCAGGCACACAGACUCCUCUCCGCCUCCUCGUCCCCCACCCUGCCCCCCUCCCCCGGCGGCGGCGGCGGCGGCGGCAAGGGCAACCGAGGUAAAAACAACCGGAGCAAGGCUCUUUUUCUAGGAAACUCUGCCAAACCCGUGUGGCGCCUGGAGACUUGUUACCCCCAGGGCGCCUCUUGGGGCCAGUGCUUCACGGUUGAAGAUGCGGACGCGGUGUGCGCCAGGAACUGGAGUCGGGGGGUGGCUGCCGGGGGGGAGGAGCAGCAGGUGAGAGGGAAGCCUCAGACUCCACUCUGGAACUUGUCGGAUUUUUACCUUUCGUUUUGUAAUUCCUACACACUCUGGGAGUUGUUUUCGGGGUUGUCCAGUCCCAACACUUUGAACUGCAGUCUGGAUGUGGUGCUCAAGGAGGACGGCGAGAUGACCACCUGCAGGCAGUGCGUCGAGGCUUACCAAGACUACGACCACCACGCUCAGGAGAAAUACGAAGAGUUUGAAAGUGUGCUGCAUAAAUAUUUGCAGUCGGAGGAGUACUCGGUGAAAUCGUGUCCAGAGGACUGUAAGAUUGUCUACAAAGCCUGGCUCUGUUCCCAGUAUUUUGAAGUCACACAGUUUAACUGCAGAAAGACAAUUCCUUGCAAGCAAUACUGUUUGGAGGUUCAGACAAGGUGUCCAUUUAUAUUGCCCGACAAUGAUGAAGUCAUCUACGGAGGACUGUCCAGUUUCAUCUGUACAGGGCUCUAUGAAACCUUUCUAACCAAUGAUGAACCAGAAUGCUGUGACGUCAGGAGAGAAGAACAAUCAAAUAACCUAUCCAAAGGGACGGUAGAAAAAAGUGACUCCUGUCACAGGACAUCGCUCACAGUGUCAUCAGCAACGAGACUGUGCAACAGCAGACUCAAACUGUGCGUUCUUGUCCUGAUUCUCUUGCAUACAGUACUCACAGCUUCAGCAGCACAGAACACAACGGGACUGAGCUUCGGAGGCAUUAACACACUGGAAGAAAACUCAGCCAACGAGGAAUAAUGGAAAGACCAAAUGCCACCAGAGAAAUGGCUGGCCUACCAUGAAGAAAGUAACUGCUGUCAAAUGUAACAGAAACUGGGUGCUUUUACCCUCUAAUUACUUCUUGCAAGGCCUUUAGGGUAAAAUUUAAAAAGAUGGGCCUGAAUCCAAACAAGGACACACACACAGCUUUUUAUUGACUAAAAGGCUGUAAAGUGACUUAAAUUUCUCACACCAUUUUAUACACUGUGUUUUAAUGUUUGGAGGUUUUAUUUGCUUUCGUUUUGAUUUUGGUUUAUUUGUUUUGUUUUGUUUUUCUUUUUUUUGCACUUGUUAAUACAGGAUUUAUUUUGGGGGAUGGUUUCUCAGAGGUAAACUAAGUCUUUUCACUGUCUCUCUCUCUCUCUAUAUAUAUAUAUAUUUCUAGUCAUUUGUGUGUGUUCAUCAGAUAGUUCUGUCUUCUAUGUCCUGUCAGUUUCUAUUAGAGGAAUGAUUGCUAUGACCUCAUGGUAUAGCAAAAAACAGCAACAAAAAAAAUAACAAAAACUCAAAAAAAGACAAAAAAAAAAAAAAGGAAACAACAAUAAAAAAAUAAAAAAUAAAUAAAAAAAAAUCCCCUACCUCUCCCUUCUGCCCAUGAAUCCCAAAUGCCUCUUCCGGCCCCUUCCGGACCCUUCCUUUUCUUGUCCUCUUCUCGUCCCCUUAAGCAGACAACAUCCGCUUGCUUCUGUCUGUGUAAUCACAGUGAAUGGGCGUGCACGCUCCGGCGGGCCUCUGAGCCACUGCUGCACAAACUCGCAACUGAGCGGAACCAAGGGGGCCUGGAGGGGGUCCUUUUUAGCUGAACAAACAAGUGUUCUCCAUAAUAGGUGGAAUCGGACAGUUAACACUUUUUUUCUUUUUAUGUUGAAAAUAAAAUAAAGGAAAAAAACUAUAAUGAACUGCUUUCUUCCAGUCCCCCGUUUCCAAAAGGUCCAGUCCUUUUUCGCUGGUCAGUUGAACGGGAGCAGCUGUCUGGAAUUGGGAUGUGAUGAGUUAGCAGUCCUUCCCUUAGAGACUUGAAGUUGGCUAUCAUUGUGGUUUCAGUUCUUUUGCAGUAGUAUACGAGCAAAUUCUGGCCAUUGUAAUGGGAACAAAGAGACUGAGGAAACAAUCUGGACUUCUUUUCCUCCUUUAUUGGUGUGGAAGAGAUACUAGAAAUGUUCAAACAUCUGCAGUGUAGGGAAUAGAUACAAUUUUAUGUAUUUCCCCAACAAAUGAUUUAAAAUUAUUCCAGUUAUAAAGAGUAUGCAAUUCUACAUUAUCACAGAGGAACAAUUUCUUUUUAAAAAAAAAUUAACUAGAUCAGCCAUUUUCAUCACAGUGCAAAACUUUAUCUCUCUAACAUGCUCUAGGUAGUUGAGGAAAAGAGAAGUCUGAUCACCCUGUUUGUAUUUUUGUGUGUGGAAACAUUUCACCUGCUGAGUGUAUAUGAAUUUGCUUUCUUAAAAAAAGGCAUUUAUGAGUUUACAGUAGAAUCAGUGGAAGGAAGAGUUAAUAAGGGCUGUUUUUAAAAAAACAAAACAAAACAAAUAAUUAAAAAAAAAACACUUUACAUUCCUUCCUAUUCUCUAACUACACUUGGGAAGUGCACUUCAGAUAUGUUUGCUGUGUAGCUGGGAGAUGAAGGAAAACUACAGAAAAGGUCCUCUUAGCGAACAAAAUUUAGUUAUUAACUUUAUAGCUAUGAAAUUCCCCCAGGCGUUUGUUUUUGUUCAAACAGACUUUAACCUCUGCAUCAUACUUAACCCUGUGACAUGCGUACAAUAUGCAUAUUUUGUUUUGAAUAAAAAAUGUUUUGUUCCAGUCUGUUAAGAAUAUUCAAAAAUAAUAAAGGUAUUGCUUAAUAAAAUUGCUAGAAUUGUUUAGCAGUACAUGCACAAAUAUUUUACUAGAUUCUUUGUUUUAAUAGUGUUUUGUUGAGACUGAAAAUCCUAAGACG
Choloepus didactylus (southern two-toed sloth) is the source of this 3895-nucleotide messenger RNA. It is a transcript of the gene NALF1, whose product is annotated as family with sequence similarity 155 member A. The coding region runs from base 547 to 1935 and encodes 462 amino acids. The record is from RefSeq and is a predicted model, not a curated record. The transcript is spliced from 3 exons. Lineage: Eukaryota; Metazoa; Chordata; Mammalia; Pilosa; Megalonychidae. Gene Ontology annotation, molecular function: stretch-activated, monoatomic cation-selective, calcium channel activity. Gene Ontology annotation, biological process: calcium ion import across plasma membrane. Gene Ontology annotation, cellular component: plasma membrane.